Pseudovirgaria hyperparasitica is the source of this 423-nucleotide messenger RNA. RefSeq lists its product as uncharacterized. The transcript is spliced from 3 exons. NCBI's taxonomy places the organism in Eukaryota, Fungi, Ascomycota, Dothideomycetes, Acrospermales, Acrospermaceae. The coding region runs from base 1 to 423 and encodes 140 amino acids. The record is from RefSeq and is a predicted model, not a curated record.
AUGUCCACUUACCAGUCUCAGUACCCCGAUGUUCCGUACGAUCCCCUCUACAAAGCAUUUUUUGAAGAGUUCUAUCAGGUGUCUGAUAACCCGUCGGCUCAUGAAGAAUAUGCACAAUACUUCGUGCCAGACACACCACUUGUCAUGGGUCAAAAGAAAUGCGUUGGGCAUCAAGAUAUAAUCGCUCUGCGACAUGUAAUGUGGAGUGCGGUUGAGCAACGUCGGCAUAGUCCAUUAAAAGUAUUUCCAUUCGGACCGAAUUCAAAUGAGUUCAUGCUGUACGGAACAGUCGAUUAUGUGAUGAAGACGGGAGAGAGUUGCUCGAAGGAUUGGGCUGCGAGGGCUGUGUUGAACAAGGAGGACGGCAAGGUGCGCUUUAGCUUCUAUCAGGUCUAUUUGGAUACCGCACCCUCGCCGAAGUAG